Molecule: messenger RNA, 2283 nt
Organism: Trichoplax adhaerens
Lineage: Eukaryota; Metazoa; Placozoa; Uniplacotomia; Trichoplacea; Trichoplacidae
Exons: 22
Molecular function (GO): NAD+ poly-ADP-ribosyltransferase activity
Source: RefSeq, a predicted model, not a curated record
GGUUUACUGUUGCCCAAAAUAGUUGUAAGUGAGUAUGGUGGCGAAAGAUCGGAUUCUGGUAAUCUUGGUAGUGGAAUUUACUUUGCCGAUUCAUGCAGUACAAGUUUGCAAUAUUGCAACAUCAACAAGAAUAAUGGCACACGAAUGAUGCUCGUUUGCGAAGUAGCUCUAGGAAAGAGUAAAAUUUAUAGAGACCAACAUUUAGAGCUUACUUCACCGCCAUCAGGCUAUGAUAGUGUGCAUGGGAUUGCCAGCUCUGAAAAUGACCUAUCCUAUUUCACGAAUAACGAAUACGUCAUCUACAACUCAAAGCAACAAAAGCUUAGGUAUUUAAUAGAAUUUUCAUUAUCGAAAGACCCUACGAAGAAAAUCAAAUCGACUACAGGCCUAACUGGACAUGAAUUUAUACCAUCACCUUUAUUUCUUAAUGGGUCAGUCCAAAUUGACGUAAAUGAGUUGCAAAAUAAUCAGUUGAAUAAGCUCACCGAAGCUGGAUUAAAGACAAGUAACAGUGAAACACUUCCACUGACUGACGUUCAUUUUAGAGUGAAAUUAUUAGACUUAGCUUCUGAGGUUGUGGUUUUGCAACGCUAUUAUAAUAAUUCGAAUAACUCUAUUGAAGCAAAGUACGUUUUCCCAUUGGAUGAAAGAGCUGCAGUUUGUGGCUUUGAAGCAUUUAUCAAUAACAAGCACAUUGUUGGUCAAGUUAAAGAAAAGGAACGUGCGCAUAAAGAAUACAAAGAGGCUGUCAGCCGAGGCGAUGGAGCUUAUCUUAUGGAUGAAGAUUCUCCUGACGUUUUUACCGUUAGCGUUGGCAACCUUCCUGCGAAAGCAAAUGUUGUUAUUAAGAUUACAUACGUAACCGAAUUAGCUAUAGAAGAUGAAUACUUAGAUUUCUUUUUACCCUCUAAUCUGGCUCCAUGGAAGACCGGAGCUGCUCUCUCUAACAAGACACAAGAUACAGUCGGUGUCGUCAAGAUUGAUGAGGCUAAAGCAAUCGAUGCAUCAAUACAAGUUAGCGUCGAAAUGCCAUUUGAAAUUAGGGCCAUCAUGUCGCCAACGCAUAAUAUCAAGCAAAAGUGCACUGCCACCAGAGCUGUUGUCGAUACAGGAAAAAUAACGUCGUUCGAUAAAGGCUUUCGAUUGCUCAUUCGAUUAGCUGAAAUACACGUUCCUAGGAUGUGGGCUGAAACUCAUCCAGAAAAGGGCAGCCAGGCCUGCAUGCUAACAUUCUAUCCAGAAUUUGAAACUGUGGAAACGAAAGAGCCGGAAAUUAUUUUAGUUCUUGAUAUGUCUAAUUCAAUGAAGGAUUGCUUGCUUGAUGUGAAAAAAUUGGCAUUAUUGCUAUUGAAUAACUUACCAUCAAAUUGUCUAUUUAAUAUUGCUGUAUUUGGAACCUCGCACAAUGAACUUUUUCCUUGUAGCCAACAAGUUGCAAAGGACACUAUCAAUAUUGCGCAGCAAUUCAUCAUGACAUUAUCAGCUACAUGGGGAGAUAGCCAGUUCUUUAAUAUUUUAGAUAAUUAUCAUCACAUUGCGAAAGGAUUAAAGUCCAACGGAGCUUAUAAUUUGUUUGUAAUAUCAGAUGGUCACUUUCCCGCUGAAAACUCAAUUAUUGACAUCACCAGAAAAGAAAUUAAUUGUUUGAGAAUAUUUACAUUUUCAAUCGGGAAUGUAUGCAAUCGUUACUUUAUGCGAUUACUUGCAAAAGUUGGGGCUGGUUACCAUGAGCAUUUUGAUAGCAAUUUAAAAUCGAAAUGGAAUAGCAAGAUUAAGAAGCAGAUUGAGAAAGCAUUUCAGCCAACAUUAACUUCUGUGAAUGUAAAUUGGCAACAAUUUGGCCAAAGUUAUCAAUCAAAUAUGCAGGCGCCAGCUGAUAUUGUAGCUUUAUUUAAUGGAUCACGGCAAGUAAUCUAUGGAUUUAUUCCUAACUGCUUGCAGGCAACCUUAGAGGCAGAAAUAGGUGGGACACAAAUUUCAACCGUCGUCUCUACUUCGGAAUUAAGCAAGACAUCAGGAAAGAUCUUACACCAGUUGACAGCUCGAGCACUUAUUCGCGAUUAUGAUGAAGGUGCAUACAAUAAUGAUCGAACAAAUCAUGAGGUAUAUAAUACAGAGUUAGAUUACGAAUCAGAGGUGUUCAAUCUGGAUAAACUUCUUAAAGCCGAGAACGUCGAUUAUCUACCUUAUGUUUCGUGGAGUGGAGAUUCGGUAUUAUACUUUAAGUUAAUUAUUUUUGACUUAUUAGCUGAAAUAUUCGGAAAUAAAUUUGUUUUAAUAUGA